Messenger RNA from Zeugodacus cucurbitae (melon fly), 2079 nucleotides. RefSeq lists its product as uncharacterized. Gene Ontology annotation, molecular function: protein binding. The coding region runs from base 133 to 1896 and encodes 587 amino acids. NCBI's taxonomy places the organism in Eukaryota, Metazoa, Arthropoda, Insecta, Diptera, Tephritidae. The record is from RefSeq and is a predicted model, not a curated record. The transcript is spliced from 2 exons.
AAAAAUAAGCGAAACACACAGUACAGAUAAUUAACUGACUCAGCAUGUUGUUUUAAAAUGAAAUUCUAUAUAAAACCCCACAUUUGAAGUGAGCCCGCACAUUGUGGAAACGAACACGCUGAUGAGAAGAACAUGAAGUUGCUUGUGAUAUUUGCCGCAGCGCUGCUUGGCGUGCAAGCAGUUCGAGUGCCGUAUGUAGUCACCGAUGCCAAUGGAGAGAAAUAUCAAAUACUUCUGCCACAAAGUCGCCAAGGUCCCGUGUAUAAUCAUCCCGCCUUCGACUACAAACCGAAUGAUUACGAAAUGUAUUUAUCGCCGCUGGAUGAGGAGGAAGUGAAUUUGCAGCCGAGUGACCGUGAUUUGCGCAAACGUCCAGUGUAUGAUUACAGCGCUGAAGACUAUCACUGGCCGCAAUACAGGCAAGUUGAUGUUAGUGCAGCACGACGCGCCGAUUCGGCUAAGCAAUCAGACUCGGAUUCCAGUGAAGAGGACGAAAGUAGACAGGAAAGACGUGGCAAUGCACGCCGUAAGCAAACAUACGGCUCGGGUUCGAAUGAGAAUGAGGAUAGACGUGGCAAUGCACGCCGCCAGCAAACAUAUGGCUCCGGCUCGAAUGAGAAUGAGGAGAGACGUGCCAAUGCACGGCGCCAGCAAACAUAUGGUUCGGAUUCGAACGAGAAUGACGAGGAUGAAGAUGAUGAAUACAGCUUAAUUUUACCGCAUGCCUUGCAAGAGCCAGUACAUGUGCCUGGGUUAGGUAUGGUUAGUCAAGCACCUAAAAAGGUUAAGGUUAAAGUGCCAUACUACGCAGAUGCAUUCCUGCGACAACAGAUAAUCGAGCAAUACUUGGCUGCGCAAGGUUUGAAUCCAGAAGGUUUCGAUGUGCGUGGUUUAGUAGCACGCGGCGUACACGCUGAUGAGCCGCGCGAACACGGUUGGGAUCUGCAAUAUUCAGAUAACCAACAAUCGAAAGCCAGAAAGUUUAGACGUCCAAUUAAUUUGCAGCAACUCAUGUAUGUAACAGUGCCGGAACGUAAACGCCGACAAGCUAUAGACGUGAGCAAUACAGCAAAUCCAAACGAUAUCACCACAGUACCUGAUGUAACCGAGAUAAGUACAAUCGCCGAAGCAACUACAAACACGGAAUUACCGGAGGGUCUUACUGUAACUACAGUUGUACCAUUAGCACCUCCAACAACUUUACAAACAGUCACACUGCCAUCCACAUCCGUGACUACCAGUGAACCUACAAUCCUACUCCCAGCCGAGCCUGAACUACUUAUACCACUAUUCGGUUACGGUUCGAUAUUACCAGCUGAGGUCUCACGUGUACCUUUGGUGCCACGUAUACCGCUCGAUACAGCAGCAACCACUAGCAGCACGACUGAGCUCCCAUUGGAAGCAGUUUUGCCGGUCAAUACUGCAAAAGUAGGCGCUGUGGCAAAACACAUGAUCUCUACACAACUCUUACCGGUACACAGCCGUUCCGCACGCGCUGUGCCUUUCGAAGGAAAAGUGCGCACACAACUCACAAAGGUCACACCAGUGCCGCCAUUGCCAAAUACGGAAGUGCGUGGCCCGAAAAUGAGCGACUUGCCACAUGCGCGUACAAUGCGUGCUGUGCACGUGGCACCCCCGGUAACAGAGGUUAAUGCAGUCGUUGUGGAAGUGAAGACCGAAGGAACGAAAAUCAAUUGCGAUAUACAGUGCACUAAAUUUGAUUUGAACCCCGUUUGUGCGUUUAAUGGCGAGUGUUAUCACGAGUUCGCAAAUCAAUGCGCAAUGGAGACUUUCAUAUGCAAGCGUCCGGAUUUGGGUUUCACGGCAACGCCGAGGGAGCGUUGUGUUAUGCAUUGGCUCAAACGUUGCACCUCACAAGAUCUGAAGAUUGAAUAGUGUUUAUGCCGAGGAUUUGAUUAAGUGUUGGCGAUGGAAGUGGUUUUUUACGUACAUUCUUUUAUAUAUAAUACACUAUAUAUACUAUAAAUAUUUAAAUAAAUUAUCGAUUCGCAGAUACCUAGCUCAUAUUGAAUAUGUAAAUAGUAAAAUGUCUCAAUAAUUAAAGCUUCGAAAAUUUAA